CCACCCCCUGAGCCAGCUUUACCACCGCCAAGUACCAUUCUUUUGAAGUACACUGUGAUGGAUCGUUUCUUCACGAUUCCCAGGAGGCGGCAUAUGGCGUCGUUAUUAUGAACGGCCAUGGUCAAGUUGUUGAUGGGAAGGCUGAACCCCUGCACUGCUUCUCUCCGAUUGAGGCGGAAGCAAAAGCUCUUCUAGAAGGGGCCUUGGCUGCUGUGGAGCUUAAUGCCCCAUGCCGGGUGCGUUCGGACUGCCUGGUUUUGGUGAAGGCUCUCCAAGGAUUGCCGAGGCUCUGGCCAUGGCGGGCCGCAGCCAGCCUGGGAAGAAUCCUAAGUCUUACCAGAGUCUGCCCCAACAUCAGAAUUGAUUGGAUUAAUAGGAAGCGGAAGUCCAAAGCAGACUGGGUGGCCAGAUCCUGCGCAAGGAACCAGCUACCCUCGAAAUGGAUUCAUAUUCUUAAUGUUGUGUCUCCGCUUCUGUAACUUUGUUUCCACCUGAUUUGGAAUGAAAAGUUUGUGCCCCUUGUCAAAAAAAAAAAAAACCUGAUAUAUCGCCGCCGUCCUCCUCUGAACCCAAGUUUCCAAUUCCCAUGGCGUGGCGCCGCUUCCUCUUCUGUAUCUCCAACCUCACCAACGCGGCCCAAAUCCCAUCUCUCUCACCCCUCCUCCGAUCUAACCCUUUCUUCCCUGUUUCUUCCCCUUCAGCUCUCUUCUCCACCUCCUUCCUUGUCACUAAAACCCCCAAAAAGUUCAAGAAGAAGCGGAAGAAGCCCGAUUCCCCUCGCACCAAGCCCGUCCAGCAUCCUUCCACCAGAAACCACCAUUUCGAAUCCUUGGUCGAGCGCGAUUCUUACUUCCGAUUCCUCACCAGAUCCAAACAGUUCCUCUCCCAGCAGCCGGAGCACGUCCUCCGCCUCGAUGACGCCGGCAAGCUCUACCGGGAGCUGGGCUUCCCUCGCGGUCGCAAAGUUGCUCGCUACCUCCAGCGCCACCCAUUACUUUUCCAGACUUACCGUCACACGGACAAUAAAAUGUGGCUAGGGUUCACGGAUUUCAUGGAGGACUUGCUCAACGAGGAGCGAUCGAUUAUGGGUUCCGUGGAAAUCGACAGGGUUGACAAGGUCACCAAGCUGUUGAUGAUGUCCAAGGACAAGCGUAUUCCUCUGAGUAAGAUUCACCACUGUCGGUUAUUGUUUGGAAUUCCUGACGAUUUCCGAGACAGAGUGGUUAAGUAUCCCGAGCGAUUUAGGGUUGCGGUUGGGAGUGAUGGGAAGAGAGUGCUGGAAUUAGUGAACUGGGAUAAGAGCUUAGCGGUGAGCCAGCUAGAAAGGCAGUUUAUGGUAGAUGAGGACAAAGCCAAGAGAGCGUUUAAGUUUCCUGUAAAAUAUGCUAAAGAUUUAGAAUUGGAUGAGGGGGAUACUAGAACGUUGAAUCUCUUGAACACAUUGCCCUUGGUUUCGCCCUACAGUGAUGGGCAUAAGCUUGAUCUUUGGAGCUUAGAGGCCGAGAAAUACAGGGUUGGAGUUGUUUACGAGUUUCUCAGCCUGACUUUGGAGAAGAGAGCUUCCAUUCAUCACAUUGUGGAGUUCAAGGAUGAGUUCUCCUUGACAAAGCAUACAUAUGACAUGCUGAAAAAACAGCCCAGGACAUUUUACCUUGCUGGGACUGAGAUGAACUGGGUUGUGUUUCUGAAAGAUGCUUAUGAUGAGAAGGGAAAUCUCACUGAUAAGGAUCCACAAGUGCUUUUCAAUGAGAAAUUGUGUCAGUAUGCUGAAAUGAAGAAAGGGGAGUUGUAACCUGCAAGUGCGGUCUCCACUGAUGCAAUAUGAGCCCGGUAUGAUGGAGAAGUUGAAGGGCAUUGGACUGAACUUAUUCAGGUUCGCUGCAGCAGGCGGAUAAACUGAAAUGCCUUUAGUUGACAUUGACAAUGUUGCAGGUAUCGUCCAUCGAUCAAUUAGAACGCACUUUGCUUCCUUUACAUGACAAGCUCUAUGAUUAUGUUUGUUAAUUGACAGACGUUAUUUAUAUUUAUGAUUCUGCUUCUUCUGGUGUCUAACGGUUGAUUCUAGUGUUGUGUGUUCAAGACUGCAUUCCAUUGGAAGUGGAGUGUGCUUAGUUCACCGACAUGAUACCAAAAGAUAGGCGAUCCUCAAAUGCCUUCACUCGGAUAUUGAACCCUCUUCCCCUUGUAAAAAGGAGAAGUCACGACUCACCAAGCGUUGAUGACAUUAUAUAAAUAAAACAUGUUCAGAAAACUUUUCCUAGGAUCAGAUUUUAAAGUUUAGUCAAUUUGAUUGAUUUAUCAUUUACGAUUGUAUGUGGAUCUACAAAGUUAGAAAUGUUUUGAGAUGGUGAUAUGAAUCAGUUGUCUUUUCUUAUCGUCUUAACUCUUACCCUCCCUUCCGGAAGGGAGGAAAAUAGAGGGUAGGGAAAGGGAAUUAGGAGGGGAGGGAAAAUUUGGAGAUUAAGUAAAUUGGAAGGAAAAUGGUAUUUUAUGGAGGAAAGUGGGAAGAAAAAUGUGUAUUGGGAAUUGUUAUGGAUAUGUUAUUGGGUAUGCUUAUGGUGACAUGCAUUUCACCGUAACUUGCACUUUUAAGUUGAUCUUAUAUAUGAUUAUGUCGACCUAAUCUGUACUUUUAGGUCGACUUUAUAUGGGAUUGGGUCGACCUAAUAUGCCGUUUCAGUUUUCUGAGGUUCAACGACGUGGUUGAUCUUUUAUAGCAAAUGGUCGACCUCUUGGGAAGCGCAUGGAUGACAUGUACGACUACAUGAGUCAGAUUUCCACCCAGAUGACUGACAUUCGAUCUUUCAGUGGAAGAUACAUGCAUGUCACCGUAACUUCCGACUAUCAAAAUGCUUGCAACACUAAUGAAGAAAAUGUGAAUGA
Messenger RNA from Linum trigynum, 2883 nucleotides. The record is from the annotation of a GenBank genome assembly. Lineage: Eukaryota; Viridiplantae; Streptophyta; Magnoliopsida; Malpighiales; Linaceae.